Aplosporella prunicola CBS 121167 is the source of this 1100-nucleotide messenger RNA. RefSeq lists its product as uncharacterized. NCBI's taxonomy places the organism in Eukaryota, Fungi, Ascomycota, Dothideomycetes, Botryosphaeriales, Aplosporellaceae. The coding region runs from base 126 to 833 and encodes 235 amino acids. The transcript has a single exon. The record is from RefSeq and is a predicted model, not a curated record.
GAGAUUCGCAACAACGAGGUACUUGAACCACCAUGACCGUGGCUAGUGGAAACACUGGACUGCUGUCUUCUUGAUGGACGAGCUGCACGAUAGACAGACAUUUUUCCUACCGCCGGCCAAGCAGCAUGCACAGUAGCCGCGGGCCACAAGAGCUCGUGCUACCCGCAACAGCGGCUCCAAAGCCAGGAGUGCAGAAGAAGAUUCCGGCGAAGAAGCAAAAAAAGAGCAGUGGGCAAGGUUUGAAAAAGUCUGCUGCACAGCAAGCCACUGGCAAGACGUAUAUACAUGCGCGCCCUCCAUCCAGCCUUCCGUCAACAGCGACAUCUCAUCAAGGCGCCAUGCAACAACACACGGCUUCGCUAUGUCAGCAAAAUGAUGGUGACCUCCAAAAACGCCUUCCCAGCGAUGCCUCUGCUCGAGAAAAGAGGCCUUGUGCUCAUUUGGCAGCGCGCGGUAUCUGCUCCACCCCAGCCUUGCACAUCACUAGAAAUAGUAGGCACGCGCUCUUCGCACCGUCCGUGACUGUGCCGUGUUGCACCGUGCCAGGAGCGGCAAGUUCUAGGACUGGCCAGGCGGCAGACAGCCUCGUCCCAGAAGAUAUCUACGCCGACGCCAGCGCAGCAGCGGCACGGCUACGGCGGCUGGACAGCAAAGGCCAGGUGUGUAGGCGAGGGCGAUGGUGGAGCGCGUUGUACGUGCAAGAGUGUGUUGUGAGUGUGUUGUCGAAUUCAUAUACUUCCUUGAGUUCCGGGGCAGUUAUUCCGUGGUAUACAUGGUAUAAAAACGGCACCUACAGAGCACCCUCGGAUGCAGCCACCGCAGCUGCAGUCUGAAGUACCCAUAUUGUAUACGGUACAGUAUGAGGUAGGUCGACAAACCAGAAAACUAGGGACUGCGGCGCAACAACGACCAAAUUCCUCUGCUCUUGUCGGCGAGUUCUUUCUUCCCGGAAUCUCAAGCCGCACACAAGAUCUCGAUAACGAUGUACAUACAUUUUCGGAGACGCGGACGUUUGUCAUGGAAGCGUGAUGACGACUGUCGUUAUUCUGUUUGAACAAGACCUAAACACGACCACUCAAUCACAAACAAAUUGCAGGACC